GGCUCAGUACCGGACGACCGAACUGGUCGCGGAAGUUGCUGCACGGAAUUUGCUGCAAUGGCGAGCAAAUUCGCGAAGCAGUAUCAGGUUCCACCCGAGUUCCCGGACAUCCUGAAGGACUUCACGCGGGAAGUGCUGCGAUCACAGCCGGACAACAUCCAUGAAUUUGCAGCCAAGUACUUCGAGUGCCUGGCCAGCGGCCUCCCCGUAGAUGCAGCGCAGGCAACCACCACGGAGGAGCUCGACAUGUCCCUGGAUGAGGUGGAGAGCAUCAUCAACGACCUCUUCAAGAAAUACGACCAGGACGGGAGCCAAUUCUUGGACCCGCUGGAGUUCAAGGCAUUGAUGCAGGACCUGCAGCAGCGACUAGACUUCCCCAAGGACGAAGUGCUGCUGUUCCUGGCUGAGGCGGACAUGAAUGCAGACGGGAAGAUCGAGUACGAGGAGUUCAUUCCCUUGGCCUUGCAGAUCAUCCAGGGCAUGUACGCGAAGAAGCGGUUGGAGCAGCACUUGACCGACGUGGAUCUGCAAGCAGAAGAGCUGCUGGUGCAUGGCAUGUCUAGAGAGGAGCUCACAGGUUUGGUGGGCAGCAUGUUCGAGCGCAUGGACGAGGAUCACAGCGGAAUUCUGAACAAGCAGGAGUUCGUGGCCGCGCUCACCUCUAUGGAGCUGGGGCUCACGCGCCGCGAGAUCAACGCCAUCAUGUUCCAGGUGGACCAGGACCAAGAUGGGAACGUUUCCUACAAGGAGUUCGUACCCUUUGCAUUCGACUUGCUACAGAAAAUGGCGUCGCUUCGGCUCCUGGAGACGGAAUUGGAGAACGAUGAGCUUGCCCAGUACAUCCUGGACUUGUUCAAAGCCAAGGACACUGAGAUGACCGGCAUGCUGGGCCUGGAUGACAUGCGGGACCUCCUGCACCAGGCGAUGCUGGGCUUGACCCGCAUGCAGAUCUACACCGUGCUCAGCGAAGCGGAGGUGAACGCAGACAACUUGAUCUCCUAUGCCAGCUUCGUUCCUAGGGCGGUUGGGCUCAUCCGGUCCAUGCUCUCCUUUGAGAAGGCGAUCGUGAAGAACGACACGGUGGCACAGGACGAGGAGAAGUUCUACACCGCCCUGGACGAGGCGUACGCGGGCAUGGAGGCGCUGAACAUGCCGGAGUUUCUGCAGCGGUUGCAAGGGUGUGGCCUACUGGACGCCAAGGAGAUGGAAGCCUGCAGCCGCAUGCUGGGUACGACCUACUCUGCAGACGAGGUGCCCGUCGAGGAGGCCAAGUCGCAGAUUUGGGCCUUGGUGAAGAACUUGCGCCGCGCCAAAGCCUGACCAGGAAGCGCGGUCUGUUUCUUGGAGGAUUUCAGCAUGGAAGAUGUGAAAAGGAUCGUCUUCUGUUUCACCUGCUGCAUGGGCGUCACGGGCAUGGCUGGGGUAUUGUACCUUGUCCCCUUCUCUUUCUUAAGCUCCGUUUGCCAUGUGCAAUGGCAGGGAGUUAGGAGAAGCUUGCCAAGUGUUUAGCAAAGAAC
Molecule: messenger RNA, 1517 nt
Organism: Effrenium voratum
Lineage: Eukaryota; Dinophyceae; Suessiales; Symbiodiniaceae
Source: the annotation of a GenBank genome assembly